AUGGGUUUUGUUGGGGAUAUUGAAAGUGAUGCCCCUUCAAUGAAGAGACUGCGGAGAUCUCCUUCUGAUGCAUUGCAGGAUUUGAUUACCAGCGAGGAACUUACAUUCUAUUGCACAGGUCCAAACAAUGCUCAAAUAGCUCAGAAAAACUUUACCUUUGCAGUACGGGAUUCAUUGCUUAAUAUUGGUCCACUAAAGGAUUUCUCUUAUGGUUUGAGAAUUAAUGGCGAUCCAAAUGCUACAGGAGUUGCAAAGCAAAGUAAUCAUGAACUGGUAUGCUGUUCUGGCCAUGGAAAAAAUGGUGCUCUCACUGUACUUCAAAAAUCAAUCCGCCCAGAUACAAUAACUCAAGAAUCAUUACCUGGUUGCAAAGGAAUUUAGACUGUCUACCACAAAAAUUCGCGCAGUGACUCCUCUAAAGGAGUAGCUGACGAGGAUGAAUAUCAUGCAUACUUGAUUAUUAGUUUGGAAAAUCGUACAAUGGUAUUGCAAACUGCUAAUAAUCUUGAGGAGGUAACUGAAAAUGUGGACUAUUACGUCCAAGGAACUACAGUUGCUGCAGGAAAUUUAUUUGGAAGACGUCGAGUUAUCCAAGUAUUUGCUCGUGGUGCUUGGAUACUUGAUGGUGCUUUUAUGACUCAAGAUUUGAGCUUAAAAUCUUCCAAUACAGAGAUGAAUGCAGCUUCUGAUGGGGCAACUGUGUCCUCAGUUUCCAUAGCUGAUCCUUAUGUGUUGCUGAGAAUGACUGAUGGAAGCAUUCAGCUUCUUGUUGGAGAUCCAUCCACCUGCUCUGUUUCAGUCAUCAAUCCACCAGUAUCUGAAAACUUGAUAAGUUGGUAUUAGCUUGCACUCUCUAAUCUCUAUCAUGAUAAAGGUCCCGAACCAUGGAUUCGUAAGACAAGUACUGAUGCCUGGCUUUCUACUGGGAUUGGUGAGGCUAUUGAUGGGGCUGAUGGUUCAACACAUAACCAUGGUGACGUGUACUGUGUUCUAUGCUAUGACAAUGGAGAUCUGGAGAUAUUUGAUGUACCUAACUUUAACAGUGUUUUCUUGGUCGAUAAAUUUGUAUCUGGAAGGAGCCACAUCUUAGAUACAUUUUUCCAUGGCGCAGCGAAUAAUCAUAUUAACCUCACAAACAAAGAUUCUGAAGAUAUUGGACAAGUCAGAAAAGAGGCCACUCACAAUAUAAAGGUGGUUGAGCUGUCUAUGCGGAGAUGGGAUUCAGAGCAUAACCGGCCAUUCCUUUUAGGAAUAUUGUCUGAUGGGACCAUUCUUUGUUAUCAUGCUUACAUUUACGAAGUUUCAGAUAAUGCUUCCAAGACUGAGGGUGUCAUUUCUUCUCAGAACUCUGUUAAUCUUAGCAAUACAAAUGCAUCUAGGCUUAGAAAUUUACGAUUUGUUCGUGUCCCCUUGGACACAUAUGCAAAAGAAGAGACACCAUCUGGAGUCUGCUCACAGCGCAUCACUGUUUUCAAGAAUGUUGGUGGUCUACAAGGUUUUUUUCUUUCUGGCUCAAGGCCAAUGUGGUUUAUGAUGUUUCGAGAGCGGCUUCGGAUGCACCCACAGGGGUGUGAUGGACCUAUAGUAGCCUUCACCGUUCUUCACAAUGUUAACUGCAACCAUGGGUUUAUAUGUAUAACUUCAGAGGGUGCUCUGAAAAUAUGCCAGCUUCCAGCUUUAUCAUAUGACAAUUAUUGGCCUGUACAAAAGAUUGGGCUGAAGGGGACUCCACAUCAAGUUACCUAUUUUGCAGAGAAGAACUUGUACCCUGUUAUAGUUUCUGUUCCAGUGCUCAAGCCACUUAAUCAAGUGCUCUCAUCUCUUGUUGAUCAAGAAGUCGGAAAUCAGUUUGAGCCUGAUAACAUUAAUAUGGAGGGGACAUAUCCCAUGGAAGAAUUUGAGGUUCGGAUUAUGGAACCAGAGAAAAUAAAUGGCCCCUGGCAGACUUGGGCUACUAUUCCUAUGCAAACUUCUGAACACGCUCUUACUGUGCGAGUGGUGACGUUAUUUAACACCACUGCACAAAGAAAUGAGACACUUUUGGCAAUUGGAACUGCUUAUGUACAAGGAGAGGAUGUUCCAGCAAGAGGACGCAUUCUUUUAUAUUCUGUUGAAAGAAUCUCAGACAAUAUACAGGUGAAGGUUACAAAAUUCAAUUCCAAGGAGUUGAAGGGUGCUAUAUCAGCUCUUGCUUCACUUCAAGGCCAUUUACUACUUGCUUCAGGUCCUAAAAUUAUUCUGCACAAAUGGACUGGCUCUGAGUUGAACGGUGUUGCCUUUCAUGAUGUCCCACCUCUCUAUGUCGUGAGCUUAAACAUCGUUAAAAAUUUUAUUCUUCUCGGUGAUAUUCACAAAAGCAUAAAUUUUCUUAGUUGGAAAGAGCAGGGCUCUCAACUCAAUCUGUUGUCAAAAGAUUUUGGGUCACUUGAUUGUUUAGCAACUGAGUUUUUGAUCGAUGGAAGCACACUCAGCCUCACUGUUUCAGAUGACCAGAAGAAUGUUCAGAUAUUCUAUUAUGCUCCAAAAGUAUCAGAGAGCUGGAAAGGACAGAAGCUUCUGUCGAGAGCUGAGUUUCAUGUUGGCGCCCAUAUUACCAAAUUUCUACGGUUGCAGCUUCUUCCCACAUCUGCUGAUCGAACUGUGCCUGGCUCUGAUAAGACAAACCGAUUUGCCUUACUUUUUGGUACCCUGGAAGGCAGCAUUGCACCUCUGGAGGAACUUACCUUUCGCCGUCUGCAGUCAUUGCAGAAAAAGCUCGUAGAUUCUGUCUGCCAUGUCGCUGGACUAAAUCCACGAUCUUCCAGACAUUUCCAUUCGAAUGGAAAGGCUCAUCGCCCAGGUCCUGACAGCAUUGUCGAUUGUGAGCUGCUCGUGCAUUUCGAGAUGCUGGCGCUCGAAGAUCAACUUGAAAUUGCUAAUCAGAUUGGUACGACACGGAUGCAGAUCAUGUCCAACUUGAAUGACCUCAGUGUUGCCACAAGCUUCUUAUGAGCACUUCAUGUUGAAGACCUUGUGUGUUGAAUAGUGGCCUUUAAUCUUUAUGUAAUAUGCUGAGGUUAGAACUUGACACUAAUAUUUCUCAUUAAAUUAGUCUAUUUCUUGUAUUUGUA
Salvia hispanica is the source of this 3110-nucleotide messenger RNA. Lineage: Eukaryota; Viridiplantae; Streptophyta; Magnoliopsida; Lamiales; Lamiaceae. The record is from RefSeq and is a predicted model, not a curated record.